AUGUCGCACGACGAGAAGGAUUAUUAUACGGAGGACAAGAAUGGCUCUUUAGAGAAGGGCGCCUACGCAACUCAGGCUCCUGUCUCUCAGGAUGAUCCUAAAUAUCACUUCGACCCCCACGACCUAGACCAAGUUCAGCGUCGCCUAAAACAACGUCAUGUCCAAAUGAUUGCUAUUGCGGGAACCAUCGGAACCGGUCUUUUCCUUGGUUCCGGUAAGGCCCUCGCUCGCGCCGGACCCGCUGGCGCUCUCAUCGCCUAUAUACAUGUCGGAAGCAUUGCAUAUUCUUCGCUCUGCGCAGUCGGAGAAAUGACCUGCUUCGCCCCCAUCUCUGGCUCAUUCCCUCACUUUGCGGCUCGGUGGGUCGAUCCCGCAUUCGGUUUUGCUACUCAAUGUAUCACAGUUCCUGUGGAAGUUACCGCUGCACAGAUAAUUCUGACCUUCUGGGAUAACAGUCAUACCCGUGGUAUCGUGUACACGGCAAUCAUCAUGGUACUCAUGUGUUCGAUUAAUUUAUUCGGUGUACGAUACUUUGGGGAGUCCGAGUUCUUCUUCGCUAUCAUCAAACUAUCGUUGAUAACUGGUUUGAUCUUGGUCGGCCUUGUUAUCGACUUGGGAGGAGGCCCGGAUGGCGAUCGACGGGGAUUCCGCUACUGGAAGAACCCUGGAGCGUUUAAUACAUAUCUGGUCGACGAGCCAGUAUCACUUGGACGUUUCCUCGGGAUUCUUGGUGUCCUCAUUCAAGCAGCCUUUUCUUUCCAGGGUAUGGAGCUAGUUGCCAUCGCUGCAUCCGAGACUGAGAAUCCUCGUCGUAACAUCGCCAAGGCUGUUCGACGUGUGUUCUAUCGUAUUGUAGUGUUCUACGUCCUCGGUAUUCUAGUGACCGGUAUGAUUAUACCAUACAAUAACGAGGAUUUGCUUCAAGACACUGGUACUGGAGCUCAAUCACCUUAUGUUAUUGCCAUCAACCUGGCCGGCAUUAAGGCUCUACCUCACAUCAUUAACGCCUGUGUUUUCACUUCUGCAUUCUCCGCCGGUAACUCCUUCUUGUACACCGCCUCGCGCAUCUUGUACGGUCUGGCCGUCCGAGGACAAGCACCACGCAUCUUCACCAGGUGUACAAAGGGUGGUCUUCCUAUCGUCUCGGUUGGAUUCUGCUCUCUCUUUUCCCUCCUUGCCUUUAUGAACGUUAGUAAUGACGGCUCCACUGUCUUCAACUGGCUGGUCAACUUGACUACCAUUGGUGGUUUCUUCACGUGGUGGGCUAUUAAUAUCACUUACGUUCGCUUCUACCAAGGCCUGAAGCUUCAAGGAAUUGACCGCAAACAAUUCGUAUACUUCUCUGGUCUCCAGCCUUACCUCUCUUACUGGGUCUUUUUCGAUUUCAAUGCUUCCGACUUCAUCACAUGCUACAUUAACAUUCCUAUCUUCUUUGCCCUCUUUGUUGGCUGGAAAUUUUUCAAGAAGACCAAAUUCUGGAAAACUCAGGAUAUGGACUUCACAACCGGUAUCCCGACGAUUGAGGAGACCGAAUCGCCAGAGUUACCGCCAAAGAAUUUGGGUGAAAAGAUUUUCAACGCUAUUUUCUAA
Messenger RNA from Rhizoctonia solani, 1590 nucleotides. RefSeq names its product amino acid permease. Gene Ontology annotation, biological process: amino acid transmembrane transport. The record is from RefSeq and is a predicted model, not a curated record. The transcript has 15 exons. Gene Ontology annotation, cellular component: membrane. Bases 1 to 1590 code for a protein of 529 amino acids. Gene Ontology annotation, molecular function: amino acid transmembrane transporter activity. NCBI's taxonomy places the organism in Eukaryota, Fungi, Basidiomycota, Agaricomycetes, Cantharellales, Ceratobasidiaceae.